CUAAACUCUCACUUCUCUCCAUUAUUAUAUACAAUAUAUGUAGCAACAUUUGCAUAGUACUUGUGUCUAUGAGAUAUUCGAAUUCCACUAGUUCAAUUAAUUUAGAUUCGCGUGAUAUAGUCUUACUAAACAAAAAUAGCUCUUUAUUCUUAAAUUCUUAAUUUCGUGAACUCCAAUUCGAGAUCUCAAAUUAAGAACAGAAGAAUCUCACCCAUCUCAUGCCACUACAAUCCACCGUGAUCCGUUUAAUUCAAAUUCGCAUGGCGUAGACUCACAAAUGGGAGAAAUAACUAUUUACCCAUAAUUUCUCAAUUUUCUGAACUUCAACCCAAAACCGACUUGUGCCCACCUCAACUAGCUAGUUUCACAAAAUACCUGCCACUUGCCACAAGCAACAGAUGGUGGGAAGAGUCUCAUACAUCUCAUCCCACUACAAUUGGUCUUGAGGUUACAUAUCUAAAGAACAUUUUUUUCAUCAAGAUGAGUAACCUUUUCUCCAAGAUUUAUCCACCCUCUUUUAGAUUAAAUCAUCAAAAGUUUCAACAAAAUUCUAGUACAAUAAGAUAUUGCUCCAAUAAUGAUGAAUACUCUAGUAAAGAACAAAAUGGUUGGGUAUUUAGCAGUUUCCCAGAAAAGAACCUAGUACAACAUCAAUAUGGCAUAGUAAAACCACCUAGACCAAAAAGAAUCAUUCUUGUUAGACAUGGAGAAAGUGAAGGAAAUGUUGAUGAAAGUGUUUACACAAGAGUUGCUGAUCCUAAAGUUGGAUUAACAGAAAAAGGGGUAACAGAAGCAGAGAAAUGUGGAAGGAAAAUGAGGGAAAUGAUUGAGAAAAAUGGUGGAGAUGAUUGGAAAGUUUAUUUCUAUGUUUCACCUUAUAAAAGGGGAAUUGAAACAUUGAGAAAUUUGGCGCAGUCUUUUGAACGUUCAAGAAUUGCUGGUGUUAGAGAAGAGCCUCGUUUGAGAGAACAAGAUUUUGGAAAUUUUCAGGACAGAGAACAAAUGAAGAUAGAGAAAGCUGUUCGAGCUCGUUAUGGUCGUUUCUUUUAUAGGUUUCCUAAUGGAGAAUCAGCAGCAGAUGUUUAUGACAGAAUCACAGGGUUCAGGGAAACACUUAGAAAUGAUAUUGACAUAGGAAGAUUUCAACCACCAGGUCAGCAGAGUCCAAAUAUGAACCUUGUUAUAGUUUCACAUGGACUUACUCUAAGGGUGUUCUUGAUGAGAUGGUAUAAAUGGACUGUGGAGCAAUUUGAAGGACUACAUAAUAUGACUAAUGGAGGCAUGAUUGUCAUGGAAAGAGGCUAUGGUGGAAGGUACUGCUUGUCAAUGCACCAUACAAGGGAGGAGUUGCAGAAGUUUGGAAUGACUGAUGAAAUGCUAAUUGACCAAGAAUGGCAAAAGAUAGCCAAGCCAGGUGAACUAAACUAUGAUUGCUUUAUUACUGGACCAUCUUACUUUACUCAUUUUGAUGAUGAAGACAAGAUUUUUGAGUUGUAAGAUUAUCAAGGGAAUUGGAAUCAACAACCAUACUUGGUGAAAAUGCAUCAACUUUUAUGAGAGGAGUUUGAUUCAUAUACACCGCCAGUACAAAGAAUUUCACACUAGCAGCAUAGUCUUGACAUCGGUUAUUUUACCGUGUUAAAUACAUGCUAUCAAUCCCUGUUUCUUGUAAAAAGUUUAUAUGUAAUUGACUCUGAUAAUUUAACGAUUUUAUGUAUAUUAAACAUGGCUUAGUUGAGAGCA
This is a messenger RNA of Solanum dulcamara, 1743 nucleotides long. RefSeq names its product phosphoglycerate mutase-like protein AT74H. NCBI's taxonomy places the organism in Eukaryota, Viridiplantae, Streptophyta, Magnoliopsida, Solanales, Solanaceae. The record is from RefSeq and is a predicted model, not a curated record. Gene Ontology annotation, molecular function: phosphatase activity. The transcript has 5 exons. The coding region runs from base 481 to 1497 and encodes 338 amino acids.